This is a messenger RNA of Coregonus sp. 'balchen', 8208 nucleotides long. The record is from the annotation of a GenBank genome assembly. NCBI's taxonomy places the organism in Eukaryota, Metazoa, Chordata, Actinopteri, Salmoniformes, Salmonidae.
AUGGAGGUGGUGUCGAAGCAGGAGCAGGCGGACCAAAGCAAGGCCGACGCUGUCAAGAGUGACCAGGAGGAGGACAAUGCAACGGCCUCUGGCCACACCUGUGGUCUCUGCGGACGGAGCUUCCCUCUCCUGAGCUCGCUGUCCCAGCACAUGCGCAGGCACACUGGGGAGAAGCCCUACAAGUGUCCCUACUGUGAACACCGGGCGGCCCAGAAGGGCAGCCUGAAAGCCCACAUCCGCAGCCAUAAGCUGGGCCUGCUCAGCCGGAGACUGGGCAAGAAGGAAGGGGAGGAGGGGGUUGGGGAGCAAGGACAAACACAGGGGGACCCUAAGCAACUGAAUAGUCCCGCCGACAACCUCGCCAAUGGCACCUUGGCCAAGAAGCACAAAGUCAACGGCAAGACGGGAAAAAAAAGCUCCAAGAAGAAAGGCGAAGACUCAGUCGUCCAGGAUAACGGCAAGGAGGACGAGCCACAAACCACGACUGAGGACAACUCACUUCCGGGAGGGACCAACUGGGUGGACAACGGGGAAGAGGAAGCCAGUGCGGGCUCCUUUCCCUGCGGCUCUUGCAGCCAGGUCUUCCCCCAGGCCUUGCUCCUCAAGGCCCACAUGAAGAAGCACCGCGGCUCCCUGGACCACGGUUGCCGCAUCUGCGGCCGGCGCUUCCGCCAGGCCUGGUUCCUCCAGAGCCACAUGCGGAUUCAUCGGGCAAAAAGCCAGCUGCGGUGUGGGGGUUGCGACAGCAGCGAGUCCCAGGCCACCCUCAAUGGGGUCUCCCGGGAGCCGGCGUCCCUGGUGAACGAUAACUGUCUCUACGAGCUGUGUGCCGGCUGCGGCAACUUCUUCUACGACCGCAAGACCCUCCGGUUGCACGAGAGGGUCCACAAGCAGAGCCACACCCCCAGCAAGCCGCCGCAGCAAGACCCCUGACAACGGCUCGUCGUCACCCGCCGCCAAGAGGCGCUACCUGGAAUGCCUUAACCUCAGGGCAACCGGGGCUGGAGAGGGGAGUCUUGGAAGACGGAUCCCUGAGCUGGACCCAGUAUGCAGUUACCAGGCCUGGCAGUUGGUCACCAGAGGGCGUGUGGUAGAGGUGACAGAUAAAAGUCUAGGCUGGGAGGAGAGGCUGGCGGAUGCCGAGGUGGCGUUUGCCCAGGAGAAGGGCGAGUAUGUGCCUUUGAAACAAGAGAAGCGGAAGAGGCAGCUGGACUCCUCCCAAAGCAAGAAGAAGAAAGGGGCCCAGGAUGUUGUCAUUAAUGGUGGCAGCGGUGGGCUCUCCCACCAGAAGGGUGACAGUAGAAAUAGCCAUACCUUGUUGAAUGGGCUCAGCCCAGAGACGUUUGGGAUAUUGCAGAAAAAGAAGGUGAAAGAUGGUCAUCAGUCCAGCAAGCAAGCCACUAAAUUAAACUCUGCCAGUCAGCCCAGCACACCAAGACAAGAAGAUUCUCUGUCUGCCUCUUCCAUAAAGAGGAAUAGUAUCAGGGACCCAACCUAUGAAGGUAAGACAAAACCACACCUAGAUUAGCUACAAUAAUUAGAUUUUCUUUAAAUUACAUGACAAAAGGCAUCUUGUCGUAUUCACACAUUUUGCUUACUACUACAGUAAUAAUAAUGAAAUAAUUCCCCCCAAAAUUCAGACAUUACCAUACAAAAUUCCACUCCCAUACCAUAUUAACUGAAGUAAAUCAGAGUUUUCAGAGUGAUUCAGUCAUGGUUGGUUUGGUUUCUGUUGCUACUCAGUCCUGAGUUAUGGUCAAUCUAAUAUCUUCCCAUGGUAAAGGGAGACCUAAUGUGUUGAUCAAAUUACACAUCUUAGCAUAACUAAACGCCUCAGUGUAUGUGGGCACAUCUCUCUCACAAGCUGCUGAAGUAUGUAGCAUACUUAGCAUAGUAGACUGCAGAUUGAGCCUUAGUGUGUCAAACAGGGACCUGUUCUUAUGUUAUGGUUUACUUGUCUGUAUUCUUGUACAUCAACUGAUUAUUGUAGACAAGACAGUCUGAAAAGUGAUGCUGCUUUGACUGUUAAACUCUGUGAUAGGAUAAUAAAUUGUUCCCUUCCAAGUCCUCUUGAUAACAGUAUUAACCAAGAACCAUAAGGACAUGUACUGGUUUCCUCUGCACUCACAGUUGUAAAGGCUUUGAACGUUUCAAAUUGCACUCUGGACACCUGACACAAAAAUGUAUAAUGAACUGUAAGUCGCUUUGUCACUUUGAUAAUGGCAAUGGUUCUUAUUUCAUUUUCAGUUAACUGGGUUCAUGCCCAUGACUCAGUCAACUCAUAUAGGUAAAUGUUUUAUGUUUGAUUGCCACUGCAUGAUCAUGGCAGCCAAGUGUAGAUAUGAUUGAAUUUACCCUUUCUCACAUUAAUUAAUAUAUAAUGUGUCUUAGCAGUUUUCCAAGAUUAAAAGCAUGGUGUUAAGUUUCCAUGGAGCAGACCAAUACGUACAAUGUUGUUCACCAGUUGCCACUGAAUGAAUGGCUUUGCGUUCAUCUGGACACGCUUGCCAUACACCUUUAAUCCUACAUAAAGGAAUAUUUAAAUUUUAGUCAUUUAGCAGACACUCUUAUCCAGAGCGACUUACAGUUAGUGAGUGCAUACAUUUUCAUACUGGAAGCCAAUAUGAAAGGCCUUUACAUCUGGUACUUUGCUAAAUGAGGCAUAACCCUUUCUGUACCAUUCAUAUAUCUUGACAUUUGUUUAUUAAUGUUUUCUGGAAUAUUCUAUAUGCCUUAUAAAGGGUUCAUGAUGGCUUCCUUAAACCUUAAAAGUUAUGUUGGACGUGAACACAGUUGAAUUUAGCUUAAAUGGUAAAUAGCUGAGUUGUUAGGAUAAAUGACUGAAACAUUACUAAUGAAAAGUAGCAUGACAAUGUCCUCCUUUCUUAUCCACAUGUUUGUUCAAUCAUGUUACCGCUUAUUAAAUAUUCACACCUUGCUGAAGCUCAUUUUCUUAAAAUGUCAGUUUUUCAAUAUGAGCUUAGUCUACCUGUACUCUGCAAUCCACAGAUACCAAGCCAUACUUCUGUGAGAACUGUGACUUCCACACCAGCGACCCCUCUUCCUUCACAUCCCACAUGCACAAGCAGCACAAGGACAUCAGGGAUGCACAUCAUCACAAACUGGGAGCUUUUAUGGAAGACCCGAGCCACGGCGCUCCCAAGGUCUCAGGUUAUAUGGAAUAUCUUCAGCUGAAGAGCACACUGCUCGGCCAGCCCUACCCGAAUCCCUACGUCUGUCCUCCUGGCCAGGAGAGGGCGGCAUCGAGCUGCCAGUCGGAGAAGUCAAGGAGCCUAAAGGUCAAAGGGCAAUCCUCUCAGGAUGCCAUCAUCAACGCCAGCCUCCUCAACCUGUCUGCCCUGCCCGAGGGCCAGGAGGAGGAUGGUGGUGUGAACCUUAUGGCAGCAGCGUCUGAGGGUAAGUUGGUCAGACACCAGUGUCCGUUCUGCACCCACACAACCCAUUACCUGGAGGUGCUGUGGAUCCACCAGCGUGUGGCCCACAGGGUGGAUAGUGGCAGCUCCCUGGCCCCCAAGUGGGCCCCCUAUGUCACCGGCUUCAAGGGCCCCAAGGCUGCUGGACGGCGCACGGGGCCCCCACCCUUCCUGGAGGGCAAAGACUGCCCGGCGAUCCCAGUCCCCCAGGCCCAGCGCACACAAGCCCCAGGUUCCACCACCACACAACCAUCAGAUGGAGGCACCAAGAGGCCAAAGACCCACACAAGCACUACAACUACUACUUCCCAGUCCAACACCAGCCAGGCCAUGGUGACAGGGUCGUGUACCUCCACAAGGUCGCCCCCUGGUGGUGGGAAGUCACUCCUACCUCAAAAGAAGAAGUCAAGCCGCCCAACCCAUAUGGGGGAGGUGGCAAAUAAGAGUGUUCGAUCUAAAACGAAAGCCCACCCCAAAGCUCCUGCCACCACCACCACCGCCUCAACCAGCAUUCAAGGCUUCUCCCAGCAAUCGACAAGCAGCCCCAAAUCCGGAAGCCAUUAUCAGGCGGCUGCCGAGGGAAGCCUGCUUACGCAAGAGGGCCUCGGCUUUAUUCUCGCUAGGAACCAUGGCAGGGCCGACCAUGCGACCCAUCUUACCCUAGACAGAACUCACCUCCACCCCCAGCCCCAUCCACACCCCCACAGCCAUCCACGGGAUCCACCUGCAUCCCCGAAAGGUCAAUACCUUUGGUCAGUCACAAACAUGUUUGGGGCGCAGGGCAGCAGUGGGUACCUGGCACCCACCACCACCCUCGGCCACGGGAAGAGGGAGUCGACUGCUGGAGACAGCAGAGACACCCCGAUGGACAUGGGCAUCCUGGGUCUGUUGAAGAACUACAACCCUCACGACCUGGCAGCUCUCUACCAGCACUGGGGCUUUGUAGAUCCCAGGCUUGACCCACAAGGUAAGGGGGAGAUUGAGUGUUGGGUAAUGUAGUCCAUUAAUGAAAUUGGCAGUGAAAAUAGUUUUAUAAUGUUCACCACAGCCCUACAUAAUUCAGCAUGUACACAGAGAGGGAGAGAAGGAUAGACAGACAUUCACAAAACUGACCAUGUACUGUACAAUGUACACUAAGGUCAAACCUGCAGCUUGUCGUCGUAGAUAUCAUCAUCGUCCUCUUUAGCCCUUUGAGUCACAUUUAAUAACGUGACCUUUAAAAAUAUAUAUAUAUAUAUACAGUACCAGUCCAAAGUUUGGACACACCUACUCAUUCUAGGGUUUUUCUAUAUUUGUAAUAUUUUCUACAUUGUAACUAUGAAAUAACACAUAUGGAAUCAUGUAGUAACCAUUCUUCAAAUGGCCACCCUUUGCCUUGAUGACAGCUUUCCACAUUCUUGGCAUUCUCUCAACCAGCUUCACCUGGAAUGCUUUUCCAACAGUCUUGAAGGAGUUCACACAUAUGCUGAGCACUUGUUGGCUGCUUUUCCUUCACUCUGCGGUCCGACUCAUCCCAAACCAUCUCAAUUGGGUUGAGGUCUGGGGAUUGUGGAGGCCAGGUCAUCUGAUACAGCACUCCAUCACUCUCCUUCUUGGUAAAAUAGCCCUUACACAGCCUGGAGGUGUGUUGGGUCAUUGUCCUGUUGAAAACCAAAUGAUAGUCCCACUAAGCCCAAACCAGAUGGGAUGGCGUAUCGCUGCAGAAUGCUGUGGUGGCCAUGCUGGUUAAGUGUGCCUUGAAUUCUAAAUAAAUCACAAACCGUGUCACCCGCAAAGCACCCCCAUAUCAUAACACCACCUCCUCCAUGCUUUACAGUGGGAAAUACAAAUGUGGAGAUCAUCCGUUCACCCACACUGUGUCUUACAAAGACACGGCGGUUGGAACCAAAAAUCUCAAAUUUGGACUCCAGACCAAAGGACAAAUUUCCACCGGUCUAAUGUCCAUUGCUCGUGUAUCUUGGCCCAAGCAGGUCUCUUUUUCUUAUUAGUGUCCUUUAGUAGUUUUUUCUUUGCAGCAAUUCGACCAUGAAGGCCUGAUUCACACAGUCCCCUCUGAACAGUUGAUGUUGAGAUAUGUCUGUGACUUGAACUCUGUGAAGCAUUUAUUUGGGGUGCAAUUUCUGAGGCUAACUCUGGGUCUUCCAUUCCUGUGGCGGUCCUCAUGAGAGCCAGUUUCAUCAUAGCGCUUGAUGGUUUUUGCGAUUGCACUUGAAGAAACUUUUGAAGUUCUUGAAAUGUUCCGUAUUGACUGACCUUCAUGUCUUAAAGUAAUGAUGGACUGUUGUUUCUCUUUGCUUAUUUGAGCUGUUCUUGCCAUAAUAUGGACUUGGUCUUUUACCAAAUAGGGCUAUCUUCUGUAUACCCCCCUACCUUGUCACAACACAACUGAUUGGCUCAAACGCAUUAAGAAGGAAAGAAAGUCCACAAAUUAACUUUUAGGAAGGCACACCUGUUAAUUGAAAACCAUUCCAGGUGACUAUCUCAUGAAGCUGGUUGAGAGAAUGCCAAGAGUGUGCAAAGCUGUCAUCAAGGCAAAGGGUGGCUAUUUGAAGAAUCUCAAAUCUCAAAUAUAUUUUUAUUUGUUUCACACUUUUUUGGUUACUACAUGAUUCCAUAUGUGUUAUUUCAUAGUUUUGAUGUCUUCACUAUUAUUCUACAAUGUAAAAAAUAGUAAAAAUAAAGAAAAACCCUUGAAUGAGUAGGCGUGUCCAAACUUUUGACAGGUACUGUAUAUAUUUGUCCUCCACCUUUUCUCUUUUUCUACGAGGGUUUUGGCAUGAAUGCUAAUAGUUUGGGGAAACAUGUUUACCAAGGCCGACCGAAGGACAUGUUUCUGCCGGUGAUAGGACCAGUCAAGGAAUAGGUCUCAGUCUAGUGUCGACCUGUGUGUAGGUCCUGGGGUGGUGUGUAUGUGUCAGUAUGUGCGUGCAUGGAUCACAGUGACACAGAUGGGCAGUGGGCACCCAGUACUGUGACAAGGAUAAGGGUGUGUGUGUGUUUGUGUCUGAGAGAGAGAAAGGGAGAAUGAUGAAGGUGGCAUGGAGUCCACACAUACACAGUCAAUUCCACGGCCAGAACACCAGAGAGACCUGACACAAUCGGGGUGACAGCGGGGGAAAGCUCAGCGAGCAAGUACAGGGAAAGAGAGAGAGAAACAAGAGGCAGAGAAAGAGUGACCUAGUGAGAGGGAUAUUUAGACAUAGAGAGAGAAAAAGAGUGAGAGGAGCACACCUGACAUGUGACACGGGAGCGCUGGCCAAGGGCACAUCACAGAGGCCCGGCAAUUUAAUAUGCAGUAAUUUAUGCGCUACUUCCCAGGCAGCCAGGGGGUGUGUCAGGGCUGUCGGAUGCACGCCACCACGAUUCGGUACGAAAGUCGCCUUGCCCUGAAGGAAGCCCCCCCCAUCUUAAUGGCAUGAUAUACUAAUGAGCCCCAUACUUUGUGGCUUAGGUGGUCUAGUGGUUAGCGUCGCCGCCUCUAACACGUGUAUACCUGUGUCUGUGUGGGUUCAAAUCUGACCCACAGCCCCUUGACACUGACUCCUAUUCUUUCCACACUAUCACACUAUGACUUUAUUCUGUUCAAUACAAACCUGGAAGAAAAACCCAAUGAGCUAGCUACUGUUUUUGCAGAAUACAUGCCUGCUGCACAGUGCCGGUGGGUAAAGAUUGGAUAAGUUAAAAUAGCGUGAGAUAAUUGUCGCAAUUUUCAUGAAUGGAACAGGUUAGCUACCUAUCCAACACUGCAAUUAGAGCUUGCUGGCUCACUAACUGUAACAUACUGAAGUAGGUCAGCUACAAUGUAGGUCAGCUAGCUAGCUAGCUAGCUAGCAUUUCCUCCAUAAAUGAAGCAAAUUAUCUAGCUAGCUACCAGCUUAGAAACAUAGAGGCAAGAGAGUGGUGUUGAACUACCAGACGGCUUUGUUUAGAAACAUUCUGAUUUGGUCUAUACUCAUUCACUCCCCCAAAUUCCAAAUGCAAGCACAGAUUUACACACACACACACACACACACACACACACACACACACACACACACACACACACACACACACACACACACACACCGCUAAUGAUGAAAAAACCAUCAAAAAAGGAAGUGUGUUUUUUGUGUGUGUGCAUGCCAGUCUGCCUGUGUAUAUGCUUUUGUCCUUGGAUAGCAGUCCUUCAACUUUGAACAAACACAUUUGCUUGUGACACUGACCUGUGAAAUGUUUUAUACAUUAUUAAUCAGAUGUCAGUUAUGGGGAUGUAAUUGGUGUGUGUGUGCAUGCUAAUGAGAUGCCUGGCCACCAGCACAGUGACCAUUGGUCCUCUGUAGCUCAAUUGGUAGAGCAUGGUGCUUGCAAAGCCAGGUUAGUGGGUUUGAUUCCCGGGAGCACCCAUACUUAAAAUGUAUGCACACAUGACUGUAAGUCGCUUUGGAUAAACGUGUCUGCUAAAUGGCAUACAUAUUAUAAUUAUAUAUAUUAUAAUUUGACCACAAUUCAAUGGAAGACAAAAAACUAGAACAAGCAGAAAUGCCAUCGAUUUCUUCCCUGCAUGUCACUCCAAGGCAAUAUUACCCUGAAAUCCAAUCUGAAUAUUGCCCUAAAAAUACAACAGAUACCGUAACUUACUGUGAUAUUAUUAGGUUCUGUUUUUUACUUGUAACUCUUGGUUGUGAAAGUCUUGGGAUUCUAAAGUGUUGCUCUGUCUCUUGUUUCUACAGGGAUACUGCAGUACAAUGGACAUUUUGAAAAUGAAGUCCAUUCCUCCACAGAGGCCUCCAAACAA